GUUUGCCGUUCAACGCAGCUCUUAUAUACAGGCAGGCGACACUAACGGUGCACCAAUCAUGUGCGCGAAACGACCAAUCGCCACGCCAUUGGCCGCUCGAAGGUCCCGCAGUCUGGUAUAAAUAGCUCGGCGAAGCAAGCGUGCUUCACAGAACACAUUGGAGCAUCGUGCGCAUCGCAUCGCAUCGAUAAAGAAUCCCUCGUUCGAUAACCGCAAAUCUUCUAUUCGUCAUGUCUGGCCGUGGAAAAGGCGGAAAGGCUAAGGGAAAGGCGAAGUCGCGAUCCACUCGUGCUGGAUUGCAAUUUCCCGUUGGACGUAUCCACAGACUUCUGCGUAAAGGAAAUUACGCCGAACGCGUCGGCGCUGGUGCCCCGGUCUACCUUGCCGCGAUGAUGGAAUACCUCGCUGCGGAAGUGUUGGAGUUGGCGGGAAAUGCAGCACGCGAUAACAAGAAGACCAGGAUCAUCCCGAGGCACUUGCAGUUAGCCAUCCGUAAUGAUGAGGAAUUGAAUAAAUUACUCUCUGGAGUUACCAUCGCUCAGGGCGGUGUAUUGCCGAACAUUCAAGCGGUCUUGCUGCCAAAGAAGACCGAGAAGAAAGCUUAACUACGGAUUGGCGAUAAUUAAUAAACGGCCCUUUUUAGG
Messenger RNA from Nylanderia fulva, 644 nucleotides. Its product is annotated as histone H2A-like. Gene Ontology annotation, cellular component: nucleosome. Lineage: Eukaryota; Metazoa; Arthropoda; Insecta; Hymenoptera; Formicidae. The record is from RefSeq and is a predicted model, not a curated record. Gene Ontology annotation, molecular function: structural constituent of chromatin; protein heterodimerization activity; DNA binding.